Lasiodiplodia theobromae is the source of this 1215-nucleotide messenger RNA. RefSeq names its product Glucose/ribitol dehydrogenase. Bases 1 to 1215 code for a protein of 404 amino acids. The transcript has a single exon. The record is from RefSeq and is a predicted model, not a curated record. Gene Ontology annotation, molecular function: oxidoreductase activity, acting on the CH-OH group of donors, NAD or NADP as acceptor. NCBI's taxonomy places the organism in Eukaryota, Fungi, Ascomycota, Dothideomycetes, Botryosphaeriales, Botryosphaeriaceae.
AUGACAACCGACAUCCCGCCCUCCACCACCCCACCACCACAACCACCACCAGCACAAAAAACGCACAUCCUCGUCACUGGCGCCUCGUCCGGCCUCGGCCGAGCCUUUUUCGAGCACUUUUCCUCCUUCCCGCCCACAACCCACCAAGUCCGCGGCAUCGACGCCCGCCCCUACCCCACCCACCUAACCGCCUCAUCUUGCGAAGUCGGCGCCUGUGGUCGCUUUAACCAGGUCGACCUCACCGCCGAGGCCCUCGUCCAGAAGUUCGUCCGUAACGCAACCGUCCCGGGCGCUGCGGCGGCGGCUCAGUCGCGCUCGCACUCGCGGUCCGCAUCAAACCCCGGCACCCCAGUCUCCCCCACCAUCACCUAUCGCGAGCGUCAUCACCACCAUCAUCACCACCAACACCACCAUAAUCCCCGCCAACAGCAGCUCUCAGUCGCUUCCGACUCCCAGUCGAGCGCUGCCCCCACCCCACCGCCAUCCUCAUCAUCAGCAACCUCGUCCCCCCCACCCCCACCCUCAGCAACACCAGCACCAGAAAACGAUGGCAACAGCGGCGGCGGCGGCGGCGGCAGCAGCGGCCCGACAGCCACUGCCGCAGCCACAGCCGCCGCUACUACUCCCUACACCGGCCCCUUCACCCUCGUCAUCCACAGCGCCGGCAUCCGCGGGCUGGUGCCGUCGCACGAGGCGGCGCGGCCGGACGACGUGGCCGGCGCCGAGACCAUCGCCGCCAUGGACGCCGCCACGAUGCGGCGCGCCUACGAGAUCAACGCCGUCGCCACCUUCACCCUGGUCAAAGCACUGUUGCCAUCUUUCCGCUCAUCCUAUUCUUCAUCCCCUGACUACUCCAAGCCCAAGGUCGUCAUCAUGGCGUCGCGCAUGGGCAGCGUCGCCUCCAACGGCGGCAGCGAUGCACGAGGUGGAGGCUCCUCGAACGCGAUGGCAGGCGGGGCCUACGCCUACCGCGCCAGCAAGGCCGCCCUGAACGCCAUCGUGCGCAGCUUCAGCCACGACGUGCCCGAGGUCGACUUCGCGCUGGUUCACCCCGGUAGGGUGCAGACGGGGCUGGUGCGGGCGAAAGAGGAGGGAGCGAUCGAGGUCGGGGAGAGCGUCGCGGACGUGUUGAGGCUGAUCGAUAGGAUCGGGGUCGAGGAGGGUCUGGGUUCGGGCUGUUUCGUAGAUAGAUGGGGCAACGCGAUUCCGUGGUGA